AUGGACUGGCACCCUGCACCGCAAGAGGCCGGCACAUGCGCGGUUCCGUACCGGAAUAUCCGCUCGUAUGGCUAUCUUACUGGACCAAAGUAUAUCCUCAACGAGUGGGUUGAUUUCUACGAGACGACAGAUCCCGCCGGGAGCGGGGGCAGCCAACCCAAGAGCGACAGUUAUGUGGUUCUACUCAAGCGGGAGGUCGAGAGCAACAUCUGGCACGCCAUCAACGAAGUCAUGGCCAUGAUGACCACGUUCGACGUGCUGGAGAUUGCCCCCGAGACGACAGGUGGCGACACAGGCCUCUUCAGCCCCGACGCCAUACCCAACACGGAAAUCAUCGUCCUCGACGACCUUCCCGACGGGAGCUUCUUCGAGCUCUUCCAGAUGUUUACAGGCUCCAAACCCAAACGACUCAACGAGUGGAUCGCCAGCAGACGCGUCGACGAGACGACCAACACCAUCCACCCCCUCGGCAACGUCAUCAUCCCCUUUGCCGGGUCCGCCAACCCGCUCUGGAGCGACUGGAACCCGAUCGACUGCGCCGACAACACCAUGCUGCGCGUCUUUGUCCAGCGCGUCUUUGACUUUUACAAGCUGCCGCGGCGGCGCGAGCGCGCCCCCGGCUCGCGCGUGCUGGUCAGCGUCGUCGUGCGCAGGGGCUCGCGCCACCUCCUGGGCCUGGACACGCACCUCUUUGCGGCGGCCAAGGCGCGAUUCGGCGGCGCGGCCGACCUGCGCAUGGUGGACUUUGAGGGCAUGCCGUUCCGGGAGCAGGUCGAGGUGGCGCGCGACAGCGACGUGCUGGUGGGCAUGCACGGCGCCGGCCUGACGCACGCCAUGUUCAUGGAGGAGGGCCGCGGCGCGCUGGUCGAGAUCCAGCCCGAUCGCCUGUGCCACUGGGGGUUCCGCAACCUGGCCAAGAUGACGGGGCACAAGUACUUUGUCGCGGGCGCGAGCCGGGUCGUGGGAAACUGCUACACCGUGCCCGGGGGUCUGGCCGGUGCAGGCGAGAUGCAGAUCGUGGCCAACGACGGGACGGGCGUGCCGUAUGAUACUUCGCGCUGCUACACUUGGACCACGGACGCUUCGGCUUGGUCGUUUGAGUGUUCGGAUCCAAGAGUCACGGGCGGCGAUCGAUCGUUUUGGACCUGCAAGCACCGCGAUGCCAACGAUGAGUGGUACAAGACGUGCAAGAAGAAGGAGGCUGCUGAUAUCUGGUGGAUGACCAGAUAUAUCAUGGAACAGGACCGCUUUGUGGAGCUGGUGGGGGAUGCCAUAGAGGCUGUGCGAGAGACCUGGAUGUCCUGAUAGACUGCCUCUGUAGAAUCAAUUCUGUUAUUAGGCUUGUUGUCAGCAACAGUCUUUCAUUCAGUGCAUGGGCACAGCCUGGCGCUGAGAUCCUGCGAAAUGAUCUGGUAGUAGAAUGCCCUUGCCAAAAUUCUCUUUGAAC
Pyricularia oryzae 70-15 is the source of this 1447-nucleotide messenger RNA. RefSeq lists its product as uncharacterized. Bases 1 to 1305 code for a protein of 434 amino acids. The record is from RefSeq and is a predicted model, not a curated record. Lineage: Eukaryota; Fungi; Ascomycota; Sordariomycetes; Magnaporthales; Pyriculariaceae. The transcript has 2 exons. Gene Ontology annotation, molecular function: protein N-acetylglucosaminyltransferase activity. Gene Ontology annotation, cellular component: endoplasmic reticulum lumen.